CUGGAAGUUAACCAACAAAAACAGUGGGAUAUUCCGUUGGUACAGGGCGUGCAGAAGGAUUUGUUUCAUAAUUUCCAUAGUGACCAAGAUAAGGCACGCCUUCUAGCUGUUUCGACUAAGGAAUCUAGUCACUGGUUACACGCUUUACCAUCAAGUAAUCUCGGCACAUUACUUGAUAGGGAAAGCUUGCGCAUUGCCGUAGGAAUCCGACUAGGAGCGGCGAUUUGUCAACCCCAUCAGUGCCCCUGUGGGAGCAGCGUUGACAAGUUUGGGCUCCACGGACUUUCAUGUAAGAAUAGCGCUGGUAGGUUUUCACGACACAGUUCUUUGAAUGAUGUCAUCCGAAGGGCUCUUGUCUCUAUACAUGUUCCCUCGGUUUUAGAGCCUUAUGGAAUAUUUAGAGACGAUGGCAAAAGACCCGACGGUAUGACAUUGGUUCCUUGGGAGAGAGGUAAAGCCCUAGUGUGGGGUGCUACUUGCGUAGACACUGUGGCGGCCUCCCAUCUCAUGAGUACCUCGUUUAGAGCCGGGGCGGCAUCAGAGGCAGCUGAACUGAGUAUUAGGCGCAAAUAUGAUUCUUUGAGUAUUGGUAUAAUUGUUGGCUGCCAGAUAUUCUAUUGGUCUUCAGGUGUCACAAUGAAUAUGUGGUCUUUGCUUGACGUUGGUGGCAGGUGUGGUGUAGGGUUGAAGAAGCCAAUUACUUGGUGA
Messenger RNA from Parnassius mnemosyne (clouded apollo), 708 nucleotides. NCBI's taxonomy places the organism in Eukaryota, Metazoa, Arthropoda, Insecta, Lepidoptera, Papilionidae. The record is from the annotation of a GenBank genome assembly.